CUGCUCUCAACUGUCCCCAUUUGACGUAUGGGUGGUGCAUGCGACAACUAUUUAAAUUGUUGCUUUAGCGUGCCUUUCGCAUUCUAGCAGGUUCUCGUUGUCGACAUGCUGAAUAUGAACAGAAAAGUGGCACUGAUUACGGGCGCGUCAUCCGGAAUUGGAGAAGGAACGGCUCUUCGAUUUGCUUCAUUAGGUUGCUGGCUUUCCUUAACAGCGAGAAAUAUGCUCGCUUUGGAAGAAGUGGCGGAGAAAUGUCGAGCCAAAGGUGUUCCCAAGGAGAAGGUUCUGGUCAUUCAAGGAGACAUUAGCUCGGAUGACGACAUCACCGCUAUUGUGAAAAAAACUGCGGAUCACUUCGGGAAAAUUGAUAUUUUGGUCAAUAACGCCGGGAUGACCAAGGUUGGGCCUCUAGGAGAAAUUUAUAUGGAUGAACUUGACGAGCUUUACAACACAAACCUACGCUCUGCCUUUAACAUGACACAGCAGGUCCUUCCGUAUCUGAAGAAAACAAAAGGAAACAUUGUUAACGUCUCGAGCAUCGCAACUUUACGAUCAUCAGAAAACAUUUCACCCUAUGCCAUUAGCAAAGCUGGAUUGGAUCAGCUUACCCGUUCAUCUGCAUUGGAGUUUGGCCAAUAUGGAAUUCGUGUUAACUCAGUGAACCCUAGCGUUAUUGACACCCCGAUGGCAACGCGGCAUUUCAAGAAGGCCGAACAAAAAGAAAAGGUGCUAUCCAUGAUGGGUGCUUGGCAGGCUCUCGGACGCGUGGGCACUGUAGAUGAAGUGGCCAGCGCCAUCGCCUUCCUGGCUUCGGACGACGCAUCGUUCAUCACCGGCCACUUGCUGCCUGUCGACGGUGGCUCUCUCCUCCUAGGAGGCCUCAAACCUAUGUAUUCACCAGAAGCAGAGGCUGCGUCCACACUUGCCACCGACGCUGUUGGCACACUUGGACAGUGAUAUGAGUUGACCAGAAAAUUGUGACGGGAAAAUAUUUUUAUAUCUGUCAAAUAAUAAAAAUGAUAAUAAAGUAUAU
Molecule: messenger RNA, 1033 nt
Organism: Dermacentor silvarum
Lineage: Eukaryota; Metazoa; Arthropoda; Arachnida; Ixodida; Ixodidae
Product: 3-oxoacyl-[acyl-carrier-protein] reductase FabG
Exons: 9
Coding region: 106-957 (283 amino acids)
Source: RefSeq, a predicted model, not a curated record